AUGUUAUACAAUCUUCAGCUAUCUUGCUUGGUACUGAUCUAUGUCUUUCUGUUCUCACCUAUCGAUACUCAUCCUUAUGAUCAAAGUUUGGAAAAGUACAAUAUCAAUGUGAACCAGUCUGCUGGAAAUCAAGUUCUUUCUUACAAUGCUGAUUGGCCGGAAAAACGGAUUAAUGGCUAUCAUCCUAGUCCCUCAAAUUGGCGUACCCUGCCCUUCUACACGGUGAUCCUUGACAGAUUGGUGGAUGGUGAUCCAUCAAAUAAUGACUUCUUCGGCACUCGUUCUGAGUGGGAACAAUCUGCAACUCAACUAAGACACGGUGGAGAUAUCACAGGAUUGGCACAAGAUAGGGUCUUGGAUUAUAUAUACGGAAUGGGUUAUCGAACUGUUUAUAUUGCUGGUACCCCCUGGGUGAAUAUGCCCUGGCAAUCAGAUAGUUAUUCAGCACUCGACUUUACUUUGCUUGAUCCACAUUUCGGUACCUUGGAAGACUGGCGUGCAACGAUUGACAAGAUCCAUGCCAAAGGAAUGUAUGUGAUGCUCGACAUGACGGUCAACACAAUGGGAGACCGCAUUGGGUUCAAAAAUUAUGUGAAUGUCACUGCACCAUUUAGCUUGCAAGGUUACGAAGUCGAAUAUAAAGACGCUGCACGUACGCCAUGGGGGCUCCGAACGUAUACCGACUUCAACUUUACCAACACACGUUCUACGGACUGCCCACUUCCCAACUUUUAUAGCUUGAACGGUUCCAAGGUUGAAGCAUUCAACGAAACCAUCACCGGAUGUUAUAAUGGUGAUUUUGAUCAAUACGGUGAUCUUCAGGUUAUUACUGUUUUUGAACCAUUUCAAAGACAACUAGCAAAGUAUGGAACUGUUCAAGAUCGUCUUCGAGAAUGGGAUGAGAUUGUAGCUCAAAAGCUAGAAAAACUUACUUGUCUCACUAUCCAAGCUUUGGAUCCGGAUUGCUUCCGAAUUGACAAAGCGUCUCAACUGACAGUCGACUUUACGGGAAGGUGGGGAAAGGCUUUAAAGAAUUGUGCAAGAAGUUUAGGAAAAAAUAAUUUCUUUGCUUCUGGUGAAAUUACAGAUGGAGAUAAGUUUGCAGCACUAUACAUUGGACGUGGUCGACAGCCUCAACAUUAUGCCAACUUGACUGUACAGGAUGCACUACAUAUGACAGCCAAUCAAUCCCAAUAUUUCAUGAGGGAAACUGAACUGCACGCAUUUGAUUCAGCUUUCUUUCAAUACUCGGUUUAUCGGACGUUGACGAUUCUUUUGGGCUUGGAUCACGAGGUUAAUCCGAAGAAUGAUGUUCCAGUUGAUCUAGUCACAGCCUGGAAUUCACUCUUUGUCUCUAAUGACUAUUUAAACUCUGAAACUGGAGUGGUAGAUCCUCGUCAUCUGUAUGGUACAUCGAAUCAGGAUCUAUUCAGGUGGUCUGCUAUCCAAGACGGCACGGAAAAGAUGUUAUUAGGUCAACUUAUCACUAACUUGGUAGUACCUGGCAUCCCACUCCUUUAUUAUGGAGAGGAACAAGAGAUGUAUCUAUUUGACUCGACAGCCGACAAUUACCAUUACGGUCGUCAACCCAUGACUUCCUCCCGCUCAUGGCAAACCCAUGGUUGCUAUCGUGCAGGCUCAUCAUUAUAUAAGGACAUGCCUAUCGAGAAAGCGUUGAAUGGAUGUCAUGAUGAAUGGAACAGUCUUGAUCAUUUCGACCCCACUCCAGCGCCUCGACAUAUGCUUAAGCACUUCACGUAUCUUCGCUCUCAGUAUGCUGCACUUCAGGAUGGAUUCAAUCUCACUCAGCACGGAAACUGGACAGAGACCAACCCAUUUCCAAAAUCACCUAAAACAAAUCGAGAAACUGGCGUCUGGAGCGUGAGCCGGGGAUUCAUGAUCAAUCAGCCAGUCGUAGGAAAAAAUGCCAAUGUGACUGUUUGGAUAUUGUACAGCAAUCUCAAUGAAACGAGAAAGUUGGAAAAUGACUGUACAUCAGCUCUUGGAAUGUUCGCUCCAUAUUCAGACUCUAUGACGAUUCGAAAUCUCAUCUUUCCCUACGAAACGUAUGAUUUGAAUGUGUCUCAAAACAUAUGGUCAGCAGACGGACAGGGUCGCUACCGUGCUUGUCUUCCCUCGAUCACAUUGAAUCCCUUUGGCUUCAAAGUCUUUGUGCCAGCCAGCGAUUGGAUGCCACCUAUUCCACACCUUGUAGGGUUUACACCAGGUCACGAUGCGAGAAUCACCUCCAAGCCGCAUGAAACCAAUUCAACUAUUCCAAUCAAGUUGAUGUUCUCCGAGCAGAUGUCUUGCAGAAGUGUUUCUUCCGCGGUAUCCCUCACGUACACGAUCGAUCCUUCUUCGGAUUCAAAACCACAGAUAGACAACAACGCAACGACAUGCACAUCUAUGUCCCCUAAUGCGAGCUCCUUUAAAGGUGUUCCUCCUGCUAUGUGGAUUUGGUCCAGUUCAAUAAUUCAAGCUGCCGAUGGCAUAUACCAAAUCACUGUCAAUAAUGUGACCAGCAAUGCGGGAGUGUCAACUGACUCGAUAGACCAUGUGAUCAUGCGGAAAGGCUCGACUGACAACCCGAUAACUUUCCAGAAUGUGACCUACUCCAAAGGGAUUCUGCAAAAGAAGUCAAACGGUAUAUUCAAAAUCGUUUCAAACGCAGCUGGUGCCGAUUCUAUGCGUUAUUCGAUUGAUUUUGGGGAAACAUACUCAUCCUGGAGAAACUAUACGUCUGAGUUUGAGUUGCCUUCUGACACAUUCAGUACCGUCCAGUUUUGGAAUGGGAACCAUAUCCGAGUUCAAUAUCAUUCGAAGAUGGCAGGCUCGGCAGCUCAAGCGGUGGAUUCGGAUUAUGGCAUCGGGCAAGAAAUAGUAAGAAGAGUGCCCCAGCUACUCUUGAAGGGGCCCUACAAUCAAUGGGGAUUGGACUCCGGAAUACCGAACAACUUCGUCCUUAGAGGAAAGAAUUGGACCUUUGACGUCAUCACAACGUGGCCCAAUCACUUCCAGCUCACCACUUUCACUACGCGUGACGAUGUUGUCUUCGGUGACGUGGAUGGGGAUGGAGCGCUGGACGUUCUACCUCCUAAUACACAAGCUCUCAAUUAUCUCAAUCUUUCCCACCCAGCUUCACCAUUUCUUGGAUGGAGGAUAACAGUAGAUCAACUGAAUAUGACCUGGAGCGCUUAUCCGAUUGGAAAUGAGUCUGUAGGAAUCAUGUUAUUCUUUUUAUUCGCUAUCAUUCCAUUGUCAACAGCGAUAUUUGCUUGCUGGGUCUUCAGGAAAGCUUUUUAUAGCAUCAAAUUUAACCAGUAUGGGUUCCAAGAGAAAAGUUCUUUCACAGUCGUUUCAAAAUUACCAUUCAUUCAAAGUUCAAUUGUAUACCUAACACAAAAAAGCGAAAAGGCAGAGUUAUCGAAGAGUGUUCAAGCGGAAUCGCAAGCGGAGUCUCGCUGGCCAGAGAACCCGGCAAUUCGGCGAAAAAUCUUGAUUGCAACUCUGGAGUAUGAUAUUCCGGAUUGGAAGCUACAGGUGAAGAUUGGUGGCCUUGGUGUCAUGGCUUCUUUGAUGGGCCGAGUCAUGGAUGAUGUGGACCUCGUGUGGGUUGUUCCAAAGGUCAAGGAUCUUGUCUAUCCAGAAGGGACCCCAGAGCCGCCGAUAUCGAUCACCAUACACGGGAAUCAAUAUCAAAUCGGUUGUCAAACUCAUCAGCUCCGAAAUAUAACAUAUUACUUGCUCGAAUCUCCUAUAUUCCGAGCGAACACUAAGUCUGACCCUUAUCCUGCUCGCAUGGAUGACCUCGAUUCCGCCAUAUUUUAUUCCGCCUGGAACCAAAGCAUUGCUGAAGUCUGUCGUCGCACACCUAACUUGGAUAUCUAUCACAUCAACGAUUACCACGGUUCACUUGCACCUCUCUAUCUUCUUCCAGCGGUACUUCCCGUAUGUCUAUCAUUACAUAAUGCAGAAUUUCAAGGAUUGUGGCCAUUAAGAACUAUCGCAGAAGGCAAUGAAGUCUCUAAAGCGUUCAAUCUACCUAGACCUAUUUGUACCAAGUAUGUUCAAUUUGGGAACAUCUUCAACUUACUACACGCUGGUGCAAGGUUCAUAAGUCAUCACCAGGACAGUAUUGGUGUGGCAGGUGUUAGUGACAAAUAUGGGAAGCGCAGCUGGGCACGAUAUCCUGCGUUGUGGACAUUGAAAACAAUUGACUCUCUUCCAAACCCCGACCCAUCCGAUAAAGCUGAAUUGGACACUGCGCCGACCGACAUGAAAGAGGUCAUAGUUAACCGUGAUGCGGAGGAAAAGAGACCAGAGGACAAACGAAAAACGCAAGAGUGGGCGGGAUUACACCAAGACCCUGAUGCUCAGCUGUUCGUCUUCGUUGGAAGAUGGUCUAUCCAGAAAGGGGUUGAUUUGGUCGCAGACGUGUUCACCAAGCUUUUAGAGGAGGAGCCGGAUGUACAGCUGAUCACAGUCGGACCACUAGUCGACCUUUAUGGGCGAUUUGCAGCAGCAAAACUGAAUCGAUUGAUGGAGAUGUAUCCAGGUCGAGUGUUUUCUAAGCCCGAGUUUACAGCUUUACCUCCUUAUGUGUUCUCAGGAGGAGACUUUGCUCUGAUUCCAAGCCGUGAUGAACCUUUUGGACUAGUCGCUGUUGAAUUCGGCCGAGGUGGGGCGUUAGGCGUGGGGAGCCGUCUGGGAGGCCUGGGUCGCAUGCCGGGUUGGUGGUUUCCCGUCGAAAGUGAUAGUACGGCACAUAUGCAUUCUCAGUUCUUGAAGACUAUAAAGGAAGCCUUGAAGUCGAGCCCUGAGGAGCGUGCCAUUCUUAGGGCACGAGCAGCUCUUCAACGAUUUCCAGUUCUCGAGUGGCGUAAUAGGAUUGAGAACUUACACCGUCGAGCAAUAAUCGCAUCUCGAAAAUAUGCAGGCUCUCUUGCAGCUGGACCCACAACAACUUAUGCUGAUCCCAAAAAAAUGGAAUUGGAACUAGAUGACAUAUGCAUAAAGUCAAAUUCACAUGAAGAUUGUUUGAAGAGCUCCGCAUUGAGUUCUCCUUCCAUUUCCGCAUCCUAUCUCGAUAGCACAUUGAAAAUCGGAGAGAAAGUCGGACGCGUCUUUUCGCGUAACCCUAGAAGUCCUCCUGGAAGCAGUUCUGUCAACUCUGCGUCUAUCGUAUGUGCAACACCGUCACCUGGAGAAGAACCUCUACGAGAGAUGGGUAUAGGACUUGUGGAAGAUGAUAUUAUUGCCCCAGCCCAGCCGCCUAACGUCGUAACAAAAGGGGGAUUAUUCGAAUCUACUAAUGAAAUUUUAGAAAAGUAUGGAGCAACCUCGUCAAUCAAUCAAGGUGCUCUAAAUUUUACCGAUGAAGAUGGGAAAGUCGCAAGUCAAUUUAUAUCUAAGCUAAAAAGACUGGACUCGAUGAAUUCAAUGGACGAUCUAUGCGUAUCAAAUUACAUAGUAUCUGCUGAAAAGCUGUACUUCAAACAAGUCAAACAGAGCGAACUCACUGUAGCUCGUUCAUUGUAUGGAGAGUCUACGGGGCGCUUUGGUAUCAGCAAAACGUCGGCGGCCAAUACAAUCAGCAAGUUUAGUUUGUUCAACUCUCAGAGUGAGAUGAAUAUUGGAACGGAGAUCGAUAAAGAAAGCUAUCAAUUGCCUCCUCUUACACAGAGCAAGCUCAACCAAUGGCAGAUUCGGCUUCAAGCGACCUACUGGGGAUGGCCACUUUACAGCAUUCUUCUGACCGCUGGACAAAUCUUGGGGGCUACCAGCUUUCAGCUUUCGCUGUUGGGGGGAACGAGCUCUCAAAAAGACAUUGAUCUAUAUAUUAUUGGAGCCAUGAACAUACUCGGUUCCAUUGCCUGGUAUGUGCUGAAAAGCAUGAAACCCGCUACCUGGUCGCUAUCAAUUCCAUGGAUCUUCUUUGGUUUGGCCUUCAUGCUCAUCGGCUUACCUUCGUUGACUGAGUCGAUGAAGGAAUACCCGAUUCGCCAUUCCCUAUCUCUUCUAGCGGCUAGUUUAUACUCAUUCUCUUCUGCAUCCGGAUUCUUGUUUUUCAGCGCCAACUUUGGAGAAGAAGCUGGAGGAGACACUGAUGUCUGGAUAUACCGUGCCUGUGUUGUACAAGGCACACAGCAGCUCUGGGUUGUAGCACUGUGGUAUUGGGGCUUCAAGCUGCAAAAUACCAACCCCUUCGAUACAAGCUCGGUUCCAUCGGCGUGGAUCAAUAUUGUCACAUUGACUCUUGCGGCUCUAUGUUUUUUCAUAGGUUACGUCUUGUUCUAUGGACUACCGUAUUAUUACCAUCAACUUCCUGGAAGCGUUCCCAAUUUUGCCAAGACGCUUUUCCGACGUAAACUCGUGCUAUGGUAUCUUGCAGCCGAGGUACUGCGCGACUACUGGCUAUCCGGUCCCUAUGGUCGGAAUUGGUCGUUUCUCUGGUCCGGGCAAAGUUUACCAGCAUGGGCAACCGCAAUUCUCACCAUCUUUUUCUUUGUGAUAGUCUGGGGACUCACGAUGUGGGUUUUAGGUAAAGCAUCUAAACAACAUACCUGGCUACUGCCAAUCUUUUCAGUUGGAUUGGGUGCACCAAGAUGGUGCCAGAUGCUGUGGGGAACAAGUAGCGUUGCAUUAUACACGCCUUGGGCCGGUGGUGCUGGGCCAUAUUUGAGCACUUCCUUGUGGCUAUGGCUUGGAGUCUUGGACGCUGUUCAAGGAGUGGGUCUGGGUAUCAUCCUUCUGCAGACUCUCAGUCGUGUGCAUGUGGCAGCGACUCUUUGUAUCGCUCAGAUUAUCGGCUCGACUGCAGUCCUGGUGGCCAAGGCUUCCGCGCCUAAUCGGAUCGGACCCGGUCACGUCUUUCCAGACCUUGGGCUCUGGGAUCCUGCACAACCCCUCAGAGACUCGCCUGUAGCAAGGUGGGAGUUCUGGAUUGCUCUUGCCUGUCAGUUGGUCAUCGUAGCCGGAUAUCUUGUGUUGUUCCGACGAGAAGUGAGUGUUAUUUCUAUGUUGCUCAUGUCUGUUGAAAGAUGA
Molecule: messenger RNA, 7047 nt
Organism: Melampsora larici-populina 98AG31
Lineage: Eukaryota; Fungi; Basidiomycota; Pucciniomycetes; Pucciniales; Melampsoraceae
Product: family 5 glycoside hydrolase family 13/glycosyltransferase
Exons: 24
Coding region: 1-7047 (2348 amino acids)
Biological process (GO): fungal-type cell wall (1->3)-alpha-glucan biosynthetic process
Cellular component (GO): fungal-type cell wall
Molecular function (GO): alpha-1,3-glucan synthase activity
Source: RefSeq, a predicted model, not a curated record